This is a messenger RNA of Malus domestica (apple), 1352 nucleotides long. RefSeq names its product salutaridine reductase-like. The record is from RefSeq and is a predicted model, not a curated record. Gene Ontology annotation, molecular function: oxidoreductase activity, acting on the CH-OH group of donors, NAD or NADP as acceptor. Gene Ontology annotation, cellular component: membrane. NCBI's taxonomy places the organism in Eukaryota, Viridiplantae, Streptophyta, Magnoliopsida, Rosales, Rosaceae.
UUUGACAAAUCAAUAGCCGAUUGACUAUAAAUACAGACCAAGAACACCGAGCAGUGAAGCACAUACAAUUGAAGUCCUUGUAAACCAUCUGAAAUUUAUCAUCCACAUCCAAGUCGACGACAAAAAUGGCAGAAAUCAGUUUCGGGUCUAAGAGGAUUGCGGUUGUUACUGGAGGCAACAAAGGGAUUGGAUUUGAGAUUAGCAGGCAAUUAGCAGCUAAUGGAGUUGGGGUGGUGUUAACUGCAAGAGAUGUGAGGAGGGGAACAGAAGCCGUUGAGAAAUUGAAGGCUUCUUAUGGCCUCUCUGAUGUGGUAUUUCAUCAGCUUGAUGUAACUGACCCAUCUAGCAUUGCCUCUCUGGCUGAAUUUCUCAAAACUCAACUUGGAAAACUUGACAUUUUGGUAAAUAAUGCAGCAGUUGUCGGGUCCAUAUUCCUCACAGACGACAAAGAGAAGUUGGCAAUUGAUGAUCUUAUAGGUCCCAAAGCAGCAAAUAAGAAUCAAGUCCUAAAACAAACCUACGAGACAGCAGGGGAUUGUUUAAAAACAAACUACUAUGGAAUUAAGCAACUCACGGAAGCACUCAUUCCACUUCUUCAACAAUCUGACUCGGCAAGGAUCGUCAAUGUCUCCUCCCAAUUGGGACAACUAAGGGUUAUUCCAAACGAGAAAGCGAAGAAGGAGCUAGUAGAUGGUGAUAGCCUCACAGAAGAGAAAGUGGACAACCUUGUUGAGGGAUUUUUGGAGGAUGUGAAGCAGAAUUUGGUUGAAGCCAAAAGCUGGCCAACCAAUUUCUCUGCCUACAUUGUAUCCAAAGCCGCUCUGAAUGCUUACACAAGAGUUUUGGCUAAGAAGUAUUCCAGCAAAAUUGCUAUCAAUGCCGUGUGUCCGGGUUUUACCGACACGGACUUGAACAAUCACACUGGAGUCUUCACAACUGAAGAAGCUGCAAAAGGUCCUGUGAAGCUGGCUUUGCUGCCUGAUAAUGGAGCUUCUGGCCUCUUCUUUGCACAGACUGAACUAUCAACUUUCGAAUGAAAAUUUGAAAUUGUAAAAUAAUUGGUCUGUUUUUCGUCAUGUGUUCUCAAUAAAAAAAAUAUGUCAAGUUUUAAUAAAGUUUCAAUUCUAAAUCUCUUGUUUUAGGUCACAACUCAACCAACUUUUGCUAUGUCUCUAGUCCUUUGGGUGCUUUAGUAAUUUCUUGUUUGCUACGUCUUCAGUUUCUUUGUGGAUUUUGAUAAAAUAAUUACAUGUAUUUAAUGCAAUUAAAUUCUAAACGUUGAAAGGGUGAUUGUACUAAAUACAUGUAAGUAUUGGAGCCAAACUCAAAAAUUAAAUAAGAGAUAUUUUUUU